AUGCUCAAUGGGUUGAGCCCCCAGGCUGGCAAGAUUUGGAAGAAGGCUAAUCUAACCUUCUCCCUUGAUGGCAAAUAUAUGACUGAGACAUUCCUAAUUUGCAAUAUGGGGUCUCACGCUGCUAUCUUGGGAUUGAAAUGGCUAGAUGCCCAUAACCUGGGAAUUGAUUGGAAUACAUGCACCCUAACCUUCCCCCAUACACCUCUGGAACACAUAGCCAUUGCUGAAGAGGAGGAGGCCAACAAGAACCCUCUUGAAGGAGUACCCCUGGAAUACCAUCAGUACGCCAAGGUAUUUGGGGAGGAAGAAUUUAACAAGCUCCCUCCACACCAGCAUUAUGACAUUGGUAUUGAGCUCACUGAAGAAGGACCCCUCAACUCUCCCCUCUAUAGCAUGACGGAUGCUGAAUCCGCUACACUAAAGGAUUGGCUUAGGGACAAGUUAAAGGCAGGGAAAAUACAGCCUAGCAAGUCCUCCAUCAGUUCCCCAGUAAUGUUUGUUCCCAAAAAGGAUGGCUCCUACAACCUUAUGGCCCAGCUCCGUGGUGCUAAGGUCUUUACUAAACUGGAUCUACAAUGGGGUUACAAUAAUGUCCAAGUCAAGGAAGGAGACAAAUGGAAGACGGCCUUUUGUACCAAAUAUGGUCUCUACAAGUCUCUUGUUAUGACCUUUGGACUGACCAACGCCCCUGCCGCCUUCCAACACUUCAUGAACAAACUGUUCAAGGACCUAUUGGAUGUAUGCGUCAUCAUUUACCUUGAUGACAUCUUAAUCUACUCAAAGGAUGACGCAUCUCAUACACAACAUGUUCACAAAGUCCUACGGUGUCUGAUGGAUAACCAGCUAUUCUGCAAAGCAUCAAAAUGCAUGUUCCACGUCACAUCCGUAGAGUACCUGGGGAUUAUUGUAUUGGAUAAAGGUUUCAGCCUAGACAAGCUCAAGAUCCAGGCAGUCCAAGAAUGGCCAAUGCCCACCAAAGUUAAGGAAGUACAAUCCUUCCUUGGGUUUGCCAACUUCCUCCGCCAAUUUGUUGCCAACUUCAGUCACAUGGCUAGACCAUUACACAACCUGGUAAAAAAGGAUGCAACAUGGAAAUGGGAAGAAAGGGAAGAAGAAGCCUUCCAAGGGCUGAAACAGGCCAUCACCAACGCCCCUGUACUUUGUCAUGCCAACCCCACUAAGCCUUACUUCCUCAAAACAGAUGCAUUGGGAGCCGCCUUAGGUUCCAUACUAAGCCAACGUCAGGAUGAUGGAUGCCUACACCCUCUAGGUUUCUUAUCAGAAUCCUUCAAGGGUGCCAAGCAAAACUACAACACCCACAAUAAGGAACUCCUGGCCAUCAUCCGGUCAUUUGAAUAUUGGCAUAUCUUCUUGGAAGGAACCUUACAUCCCAUCACUGUAUUUACCAAUCACCGUAAUCUGGAAUAUUGGAAGGAAUCCUGGACCUUCAGCCGCCGCCAUGCACAAUGGCACCUUCUGCUUGCUGGGUACAACUUCCAGAUUGUGUACAGACCAGGAAAACAGUCCAGCAAACCAGAUGCUCUAUCAUGCCAAUUGGAUCACGCCAAUGUCCCUCCUGAACCCCACGUAGCCAUAGUCACGCCUGAGAAGGAACUCCAGCGCCAGAUUGAGGCCAGCCUGGACCAAGACAAAUUGUUGUGCACCACUGUGAGGUGGGCACACGCUAGUGGGAUUGGGCGCUUAAGGCCGUAA
Molecule: messenger RNA, 1713 nt
Organism: Rhizoctonia solani
Lineage: Eukaryota; Fungi; Basidiomycota; Agaricomycetes; Cantharellales; Ceratobasidiaceae
Product: Retrotransposable element Tf2 protein
Exons: 2
Coding region: 1-1713 (570 amino acids)
Source: RefSeq, a predicted model, not a curated record